Pieris macdunnoughi is the source of this 291-nucleotide messenger RNA. The record is from the annotation of a GenBank genome assembly. Lineage: Eukaryota; Metazoa; Arthropoda; Insecta; Lepidoptera; Pieridae.
AUGAAGGCUUUAACAAUUUUCUUGUUUGCGGUGGUAAUCGUGGCAGUUUCUGGCCGUCCUGACAAGCCAGACCUGAAGCAGCUCAAGGCAGAAGCAGCACGUAAGAAGGCCUGCUUGCACGACUGCGGCAGUGCCAAGUUUGAGCCGAUAUGCGCCGGAAAACAGGGAGAAAAACCAAAAUCAUUUGGUAGCGAGUGUGUUCUGAACAAUUAUAACUGCGAGAACAAAGACACUCUACAGAAGAUAAGUAAGGGUGAAUGCAAGGGCUCCGACGGUAUCCGCCUUUCAUAA